Molecule: messenger RNA, 1878 nt
Organism: Oryza sativa Japonica Group (Japanese rice)
Lineage: Eukaryota; Viridiplantae; Streptophyta; Magnoliopsida; Poales; Poaceae
Source: RefSeq, a predicted model, not a curated record
GCCUCCUCCCCAGCAUCCACCGCCGCCUCCUCCACUCAUCGGCUUCCUCCACCGCCGCUGCUUGCAUCCUCUCCCCCCCAGCCCACCACCGUCCGCCGCCUCCGUCCCCUCGCUCGACAUCGCCGCCACCGCUGCCUCCCUCUCCUCCAUCCCCCUCACUGCCUCCCUCCCCUCCAUCCCCCUCGUUCCACAUCACCGACGCCGACCACCUCAUCCCCGUCGACGUCGACGCUGACGCCGACCACCUCAUCCCCACCGACGCCGACGCCGACCACCUCAUCCCCAUCGACGCCACCGCCGAUUGCCUCCUCGACCGACGCUGCCGACGUCGCCGAGGCCACCGACGGCGGACCUCCUCCCCAAGCCGACGACGCCACCGACCGACGACGCCGCCGACGCCACCGACCACUUCCUCCGCAAGCCGAUGGCCACCUCCUCCCCAAGCAGCGGCCACCUCGCCCCCAAGCAGCGGCCGGCCACCUCGCCCCCAAGCCGCCGGCCGCAUCCUACCUCCUCCCCAAGCCUCCUCCAGAACGCGAAUCGAAGAUGUCAGGCAAGACAGCUCCGGCGGGCACAGAACCGACGGUCAAUAAACCUAAUGGGCAGGACAGCUUCGUCGGACACAGAACCGACGUCACUAACAAUCCCCAACACAAAGAAGAUGCCGGGAAGGUACCGGCGUCGAGCGAGGAAUUGUGGCGCACACCGAGCGACCCGUUUGAGCUAGAACUAGCGCAAUUGCAGUAUGAAAGACCUGAGGAUGACCCCGAUUAUAUUCCUAUCAAGCAGGCGAUGGCAACCCGUCGUCGGUCAAAACGAAGUGCCGUCAGGGUUGAACCUGAUUCGGACACAGCGACCUCGGGAUCACCGCAAACGGACACGACGACGAGUGGUGAAGCUUGUCCAAAGAAAAAACGUGGCGAGAAGGGCAGGAACCUCUUGCCGAAGGAGACGUACUACAUUGCUGCUCUCGACGAUGACGGCAAACCCGUCGAGCCGGAACAUGUAAGGGCGAAGUUUAGCACCGCAUGUGGCGCGCUGGCAAGGCUUCAUGGGCCUCUCAACGUGGACGAAUGGAAGCACGUUAGCAUUCACAUCAAGAACUUAAUGUGGGAAGGUCUGCAGGAGCACCUUAUUUAUCCGCCUGGGUCGGAGUCAAUUGGCCGGAAAUUUGCACUGCAAACAAUUGCCCAUCGGUGGCGACAGUGGAAGUCGGACAUGGACACCAAUUAUAUUCAGAAGAAUAAGACUCCAUUUGAAGAAUGUGGCAACAUUUCAGCAGCUGAGUGGGACAAGUUCGUGGCCAAGAUGACAACGCCUCAAGCUCUAGAAAGGAGGAAGAAGUUGUUGGACCUGGCGAAGAAGAAACAUAUAUCCACACAGGUUAGGGUCAAGUGGAUACGCCGGUCACGAGAAGAAAUGGCGAGCUAUGGAGGAAAAGUUUGUGGCCGAAGGCAAACCUUUGAUUGUGCAGCCCAUAAAUAAGAGAACUAGAAAUUGGGUGUGGGCAAGAACUUCGGGGCAAGUGACAGAAGAGGGUGAGAUGCUGUUGGACUGUCCGGACAUCCAGAACGUGACCACGUCUCUCCAGUAGAUCGUCCAGAAGGAGAAGACCGGUGAGUUCGUCCCUCGACGGCAGCAUGAUGAGCUGACCGAAGCUUUGGGAACUGUAGAACACUCCGGUAGGGUCAGAGGACAGUUGUGCAGGACGAAUUGGAAGGUAGGGUUUCCACAGUGUCGGUGACAUGGGACCGGGAGUAUCAUGACUAGAGGUUUGGGCAGGAGCAAUCACCCACGUGGCCUGACCCCCUCGGGGGGGUCGGGCCCGAGGGUGAUGAGGCCGCCCCUCUCUUUGUCUCCCCGAGGGAUCGGACCACU